Bolinopsis microptera is the source of this 2828-nucleotide messenger RNA. RefSeq lists its product as uncharacterized. NCBI's taxonomy places the organism in Eukaryota, Metazoa, Ctenophora, Tentaculata, Lobata, Bolinopsidae. The record is from RefSeq and is a predicted model, not a curated record. The transcript has 7 exons. The coding region runs from base 170 to 1681 and encodes 503 amino acids.
ACACUUUCAAAUUCAGCAGCCUAAAGAAACCGGAUAGCGCACAGUUGUCUUAGAAGCCUUUGGGUUGCUUUACUUAACAACACUGUUAUUUUUGCUUGCAAACUAUGCAAAUUGUUUAGUUGGUUGGCUCCUAACGUUGGCAAUAGAGUGUUAACUUGUCAAGUAUAACAUGAACGGCAUUAUGAUAGAGUCUACACCAACCGAGACCAUUCCCAAGUUCGAGACGUCCUCCUCUUGCAAUGGAGGAACAUACUAUCCCUCAAUGUACACCUCUCCCGAGCUCCAGCUCCAGGGGGCUUAUCCUUCUCAUCUGCAGAGCAUGUUGCCCUCCCACAACCAUCCAAACACCUACGGACUGAUGUCGUAUAACCAGAGCACCUCGCCUUACCACCACAUGAACAUGCCGGGGAUGGUAUCCCCUCUCUCCACCGUCCAUUUGUCCUCCUCGCUCCAGCAGCUCAGCUAUCCCGCCUCUCUUCAACAGAGCUCUAUAGCCUCCCACGGCUAUCCUACUUCCAUCUCUGAGCCGAGCCCCAUGUCCGUUACUGACUACCUGACGCCCAUGAAACGCCCCCCUUCUUCGCUCUCCGAUCCGGACAACGGGAGUAUUCGACCUCCCGCCAAGCGGGCUGCUCAGAUCUGUUUGAAGUGUCAUCAGCCGAGGAAAGGACACGUCUGUCCCUUCAAAACUCGCACACCUCCAAAAACAUACAGAGAGUUUCCUGUGGGCCAGGGGGAUAAAGUGAUCACGUGUUGCCCGAAUUGCGGGAUUCCCCUUUACUCAGGGAGCAAGUUCUGUCACAAAUGCGGGUCAGUGAACGCUGUGAGCGGCCAAACAGCUCUGUCUCUCUUCACUACUCAGAGGGUCCCAAAACUUUCUCCCGAGGAAGCUCAGCAACUUGCCGCGAAAGUCCGGCAAAAAGAACUGGAUCUAGCCCGGAAUUCUGAGCUCCACAAGCAGUUACAGUGUAGAGAAUGGCAGUUGAGAGCAACCUGCGAGAACAUCGCUCCACCCUGCUUCAGGACCCUAGUGGUAGGGGGAGCCCACACCCUGUUCGACCUCUCUGGAACCUUGGCUGAGGCAUUCGGAUGGAGCAUCGCUCAGUACAACUAUCGCAGUGGACAGGGUACCAUUAUCCCGGGAUCCUAUUUCGUGACCUCGGACGGACUGACAGUGGGUGGGGCUCGACAUAAGCCCUGUUUACUUGAGCGAAAAGUGAAGGUAGUCCAUCUGUUCCCUACAACAAACGAUUGGGCCGUCUGGAAGCUGGGCGAUUGGUCUUUCAACAUACAAGUUGACGGUAUCACGAAGUAUAAACACGGUAAACUGCCCAUGCCCCGCUGUGUGGACGGGGAGCGAUCUCUGCUGCCCCUCACCAUUUGCCCCACUCCACAAGCUCUCAAAGAAGUCCACAAACUACUUGCCGACCCCACACAUCCCAGACACCAAGAAAUGUUGGAGCACACGACGUUAUCUGAAAAUACUGCCUACAAUCCGGAUCAGUUCGACAUGAACCUCCUCAACACUACCUUCAAAGGCGACAGACAGCUCCAGCUGUGGGUCAGCGCUAACACCAGUAAAGAGGAGUACAACCAAAUCGUGUGCAACUGCUUGCGGAGGCCAUUCUUCAUUGAUGGCAAAUGCACGUGCGAGCGUUACUGCAGAUGCCAGAGAGUGUAACGGUGAGGUGCGCGACUCCUCGUCGCACGUGCAACUUACUACAUUCCACUGAACACUUCAACAAGAUUGAGAUUAGAUGAGAGUUCAAGUUUAGGUGAAAGAUGCGAUACUCGAGCCGAUUAUUCUAGAACAAAAUGGACUCCUACCAUAAAGAUGAUAAUAUGUUGUAGUAGAGGAAAUAGCUCGAAUAAUAAUAUAAUGAUGAGACAUUUGAAAUUUUUAAGGGAUGACUCGACUUCUUUCAUCAGAUGAAUUUAACGUUGCAAGGCAAUAAUAUAUAUUUGGUUUACUUUUAUAACUUUCACGUUAUAAAUUAUAUUUAAGCUAGCAACUCAAGUACUUACUGUGUAAAUAUGCGAAUUCAAUCUUUAAGAAUUAAUCCGUUUAAGUUGAUAUAUUACUUUUGUUUUGAGAUACACUUUCUGGGCUAUUUCAUUAUAAUAACCCCGAACGAAAGCAAGAUUAUCUUUUCGAAAUUUAUUUCUUUAAAAUUUGGAUGUAUUAGAGGCUCUCUCCUAAAAUAUAUUACCAGAUCUAGUGAAGCUUAAUUUAAUUCCUUCUUAUAGUUCUUAUUUAAAAUCAAGAAAUUCUGUAUUCUAUGGAAUGUGGAUGUUCUAAUUAGUUAGUUUGUUGAGUAUUUAAAUUGAAUUUUAUGAAUUUCACGUACCAAAAAUUUUAUCCGAAAGUUUUAACGCUCAUUUGUUUUUAGAAAUAGUAGAAAUAGGUCUAGUUUUCUGAGAAUUGUGACCCUACGUUUCCAAGGCCAAAUCUGCAGAAAUGAAGAGAUUAAAUCUGCAUUAAAAUCUCCAUGCUUUUUAGUCAUUAUCAAAAUGAUGACCGAUUUAUCUAGGGUAAAUUCUCGCUCCUAAUAUUAUAUUUGCCUAAGAGAUUAACUUUAUUAGAAUUUAGAACCGAACAACUUUAACCCUAACAGUUCUAACAUAUUGAAUCGAUGAUUUUAAUAACUUUAUGAAUUAGAACACCUUAACUUAUAUAUUGUUAUAUUAUUAUUAAUAUUAUCACGAUUAUCAUUAUUUUAGAUACAUUCCCAGAAUUUGAGCUUGUUAUAUUCAUAUUAUUUGAUUGACUGUAACUAAGACGUAGCAGUUUUAUAAGUUGUAGUAAUGAACAAUAUAUUAAUUCAAAU